UAAAACGGUAACAGGGUGACAGAGUCACCUGCGAAAACACUCCGCUUCCGGCACCAACAAGCCACGGUGUGACAGGGCGGGGACCGCGCAGAAAAGCCAAUGAACCCUGCCUCGCUCAGCUUCCGUAGGGCGGGCUCUAGCCGGACUUACUUAGCAGCGCCCAAGUCCAAGCCGGAAGUCGGGGCGGAGCUAAUAAAGCUUCGGCGCCCACUCAACGGAAGUGGCUGUUGGAGGCUUUAAGGUAGCUUUAAAUUAUUGGUGUCUCGGAAACUCUAUCCUUUCAGUUGGAGUCGAGUUUCUUGCGACGGAUGGCGGUGGACGUGAAGUCGCGAGCAAAGCGUUAUGAAAAACUGGACUUCCUCGGGGAGGGACAGUUUGCCACGGUUUACAAGGCCAGAGACAAGAACACCAACCAAAUUGUCGCCAUUAAGAAAAUUAAACUUGGACAUAGAUCAGAAGCUAAAGAUGGUAUAAAUAGAACAGCCUUAAGAGAGAUAAAAUUAUUACAGGAGCUAAGUCAUCCAAAUAUAAUUGGUCUCCUUGAUGCUUUUGGACAUAAAUCUAAUAUUAGCCUUGUCUUUGAUUUUAUGGAAACUGAUCUGGAGGUUAUAAUAAAGGAUAAUAGUCUUGUGCUGACACCAUCACACAUCAAAGCCUACAUGUUGAUGACUCUUCAAGGGUUGGAAUAUUUACAUCAACAUUGGAUUCUACAUAGGGAUCUAAAACCAAACAACUUGUUGCUAGAUGAAAAUGGAGUUCUAAAACUGGCAGAUUUUGGCCUGGCCAAAUCAUUUGGGAGCCCCAAUAGAGCUUAUACACAUCAGGUUGUAACCAGGUGGUAUCGGGCCCCUGAGUUACUCUUUGGAGCUAGAAUGUAUGGUGUAGGUGUGGACAUGUGGGCUGUUGGCUGUAUAUUAGCAGAGCUGCUUCUAAGGGUUCCUUUUUUGCCAGGAGAUUCAGACCUUGAUCAACUAACAAGAAUAUUUGAAACUUUGGGCACACCAACUGAGGAACAGUGGCCUGACAUGUGUAGUCUUCCAGAUUUCGUGACAUUUAAGAGUUUUCCUGGAAUCCCGUUACAACACAUCUUCAUUGCAGCAGGAGAUGACUUGCUAGAUCUCAUACAAGGCUUAUUCUUAUUUAACCCAUGUACUCGAAUUACAGCGACACAGGCAUUGAAAACUAAAUAUUUCAGUAAUCGGCCAGGGCCAACACCUGGAUGUCAGCUGCCAAGACCAAACUGUCCAUUGGAAACUCUAAAGGAGCAGUCAAAUCCAGCUGUAGCAACAAAACGGAAGAGAACACAGGCCUUGGAACAAGGAGGAUUACCCAAGAAGCUAAUUUUUUAGUUACAGAGAUCACUGGACAGUAUUUUACUACUGAAGGAAAUAGUCAAGGCAAAUAAUGGAGAAGUAGUAAAUGAUGUAGAAGGAAUUUGUAAAUAUUCCACACAUGUAAAAUAUGUAAAACUGGAUUAUUUUUAUUAAAUGUAUUUUAAAACAAACUUAAUUCUGAUUUUUUUGAUGAGAGUACAAAAGUAAGAUUAAGUUCAAUUCUCUGAAAUGUAGAAUUGAAAAUGCAUUAAGGAAACCUUAAUAAAAAUAAUCAUCAGUUACUUUGGUGAUCUGGCCCACGUAGCACGGGUAGUAUUCAAAAAUUGAAGCAGUAGUAGAAAUGUAGCAUAUACCUCCUACCUGGAGUUAACAUAUGUUAAUAUACUAAAUAGGAAAAAAAGAAGAAAAAAUUACAAAUGAAAUUGAGGUCCCUUUAAUAUGUCAUCCCAUUCUUUUCCUUUUCACCUUCCUGAAAGGAGUGACUCUCAGGAAAUGAGUGUGUCCUUCCAUGAUUUUAUACUGCUAUUUUAUAAAAAUACAUGUAAUAAUACACUAUUGUUUUGGGUCUCAAAAUUUUAUGAGUGAUAGGCUGUACAUCUCAAUUUUUUUUACUCAAAACUUUAAUUCCUUCCAUGUUAAUACAUAUAAAUCUAGUUUAAUAUCCAUUUAAUAUAUAAAAUAUAUAUUAUGUAUAUAACACUACAUAUUCAUGGUUAGACUGUUAUUUUUCUUGUGCUCUAUAAAAAUUACCAUAAAUAUAGCAACUUAAAGUAACACAAAUUUUCUAGCUCACAGUUCUGUAAACCACAUGUCUGACCUUGCCCAACUGUGUUUUUUGCAUAGGUCAAAAUCAAGAUGUCAGUUGAUCUGAGUUUCUUGGGAAGAAUGGGCUUCCAAACUUAUUCAUUUCAUGUAUUUUAAUGCACGUGCUUCCUGUCCUGGUAGCUGUCAGCCAGAGGCCUUUCCUAGCUUCUUAAGGCAGUCCACAUGCCUUGUCACAUGGUAUUCUCCAUCUAUAAGCCAACAAGUAUGCUUAGGAUCUAUUUGGUUUCUUUGCUACCAAGAGAGAAAACUCUGCUUUCUUUAAAAAGACAAAAUAGACUGCAUCAAGAUUUAAAACUUGUAUCAAAGGAGUGAUAAGCAGAGUGAAAAGAUGCAAAUCAUGUAUCUGACAAUAUAGCUCAACAAUAAAAAAAUUAUAUUAAAAAAUGGGCAAAGGACUUGAAUAGACAUUUCACCAAAGAUGAUGUAGAAAUGGCCAAUAAGCCCAUGAAAAGAUGCUCAACAUCACUAAUCAUUAGGGAAAUGCAAGUCAAAACCACAAUGAGAUAUAACUUCAUACCAGUUAGGAUCUUCACUAUCCAAAAAAAAAAAAUCCCAGAAAAUAAGUGUUGAUGAGGAUGUGGAGAAAUUGGGACCCUUGUGCAUUACUGGUUGGAAUGUAAAAUGGUGUCGCUGCUGUGGAAAACUGUGGCCUUUCCUUAAAAAUUUUUAAAGAGCAUUUUCAUAUGAUCUAGCAGUUUCACUUCUUAGUAUAUCCUCCAAGAUUGAAUGCAGGAUCUCAGAUAUACACAGUCCCAUCAACACUGUAUGAAAGGAUCUGUUUCACCUCAUCAUUUCUAGUACUCACAUAAUCUUUGUGGUCUUUGCUAAUUUGGUAUCUCAUUCUAAUUUACAUUUUUAAAAUUUCUACUGUGGUUGAAUAGUUCCUCACAUUUGCUAACCAUAUAUAAUCCCUCUUGUGAACUGUUGAUUUAGAUUCUUUUUCAGUUAUCGCUUCUCGGCCUUUUGGCUAAGAUCAAGUGUAGAUUCUUUUUCAGUUAGUGUUCCAAAUUUUAUCAAUUUUUAUGAAUUUGCAUUUUAUAUAUAUACACAUGUAUUAUACACACACACAUUAAAAAAGAACCUUUGAUUUUUUUUUUUUUUACCCUUCCAGGUUUGUUAUUGUUGAACAUUACCAAAUCUUUCCUUUUCUUACAUUUCAUAUUAAAUCAUUACACGUAUUAAAUCAUUACAUGUAUUAAAUCUGUGUGUGGUCUUUAUCCUGUUCCAUUGACUUACUGGUACCACAUUGUUUUAAAUAAUGUAGCUUUAUACUACUGUCAGGACAAUGCAUUUUUAAUAUCUAGUAACAGUAGUUCCUCAUCAUUACUCCUUUUUGCAAAAUUUAUUUGCCAAGUUUUCAUCUAUUUUUAUUAAUUCCAACUAAAUGGUGUUGCUUUAACACAACAAUAGUUUAUACUUUGUUACCUCAUUUUACCCUGUUG
Molecule: messenger RNA, 3601 nt
Organism: Zalophus californianus (California sea lion)
Lineage: Eukaryota; Metazoa; Chordata; Mammalia; Carnivora; Otariidae
Gene: CDK7
Product: cyclin dependent kinase 7
Exons: 12
Coding region: 309-1349 (346 amino acids)
Biological process (GO): protein phosphorylation; positive regulation of transcription by RNA polymerase II
Cellular component (GO): nucleus; transcription factor TFIIK complex; cytoplasm
Molecular function (GO): ATP binding; cyclin-dependent protein serine/threonine kinase activity; RNA polymerase II CTD heptapeptide repeat kinase activity
Source: RefSeq, a predicted model, not a curated record